Messenger RNA from Cylicocyclus nassatus, 611 nucleotides. The record is from the annotation of a GenBank genome assembly. NCBI's taxonomy places the organism in Eukaryota, Metazoa, Nematoda, Chromadorea, Rhabditida, Strongylidae.
AUGUGGUUCGCUCUUUUGGCCAUGGCUGUCUUCAUUCAUCUCACAUUUGAAGAGAUACUUCAUCUUAAGCGUAGAUCCGUCUUCGAGAGAAACGAAAUGAGACCAAUGGGCAUGCCAGGCGGAAGAUCCGUCCUCCAAGGGAAUGAAAUGAGACCAAUGGGCAUGUCAGGCGGAAGAUCCGUCUUCCAAGGGAAUGAAAUGAGACCAAUGGGCAUGUCAGGCAGAGGAUCCGUCUUCCAAGGGAAUGGAAUGAGACCAAUGGGCAUGCCAGGAGGACGACCGUUGGGACAGAACGAGCUGCGAAAUACAAAAUUCGGCGAACAGAAAUAUUACAAAAUGCGUCCAAUGCGAGGUUACUGGUGAUUUGCGGCUCUACAAAAUGUAUCAAACCGGACCUCUCUAAUUUACUCAUGUGCACAUCAAAUCAAAAUAUACCGUUAAAAGGUUGCGAGAUUGUACUUUGCUUUGCCUAUAGUGUCUUGCCAUGAUUCAUACAAGUGGAAAGCUGUCACUUUUGGUUCAAUGUUCCGAAGAUUUGUUCAAAGGUGAAUGAGCUUCGCAUCGACUUGUGUACUGUAAGGCGCAUGUUGAAUAAAUAGCAAAAGUUUUUA